AUGCUUCCGACCUUUCCCAAAUCCCCGGCGCUGGUGACCAUCAACUCUGCCGAGAGCCAAGAAAGCCCAGAAAACCCAGAAGCAACUCGACCCACCUUCGACCGCUCAGACUCAAAGAAGAACUCGACAGACAUCGAGCUCCUUAAAGGCCUGUGCCAAAAUCUGUGGACGCUCAUCAACGAGCGGGACUGGAAUUCCCUCAGAACCACCCCAUCGUCAGAGUCGUCGCCAUCCUCGUCACCUCCCGAUCUAUCCAGACAAGUGUCAAACGACAGCGUCGCCCCAUCAGAGCGCACAGAGACCAUUUCCAUCCGCGACUCAGACUCUCUCGCCACCUGGAUCGCCCCCAGAUUCACCGUCGAGCUCAACAACCGCGAGAUCGCCUCCUCGUUCAAGGACUACAUGCGUCUCCAACGCUGGGUAGCCGAACAACACCCGCAAUACCACGUCACCGUUCAGGAGGUUUCGACCGAACUUGAUAUGAGGCAUGGUUGGGCGAAUGUUCUGGUCUUUACGUCUGUUACUGGAUAUCCUCUCGGUGUCGAUCGGCAGGCUGUCACCAUGUUCAAGUGGAAGAGGAGCGAGCGGCAGUGGUGGUGUACUAAGAUGAGCACGCUGAGGGGUGGGGUAGAGAGCUGGACAGUCCAGCCCAGCGUCUACCUGUCCAUCUUCACAGGCAUUGGCAACAAAGCGCUGGCAUUUGCCGCGGCGGAAGGUGCGAUCAUCACAUGGUGGGUCAGAGCCAUCCAAGGCACCACUCUGCGUAAGCUCCAUUACGACUGGGAGGCUAGCACUAACAUAGUGAGCGGCCUGUUUUCAAAGCAUUUCAGCAUCCUCACAGCCACCUCUAUGUGCGCCAUGGUCAUCCUCGUGGACGGCAUCUUGCUCCAAAGUGCCACAACCACGGUUCAGCGGUCCCUUGAGAUGCCGCUAAAGUUGCACGCUAUGCUUGCUCCUCAAGUACCGACGAAUUUCACUGGUCUUGCCGCAAAGCUGGAUGUCCAGAAUGAUUUUCUCUCAACCGCCAUCAAUGCAAAUUUCGCACCCGUCUGGGAGGACUGGGUGGCGCAAGCUCCGAUCCCUUCUCCGUUCAAAGGCUGCCCUGGUACUUGUGUCGCUACCGUGCGAGCACCUGCUUUUUCUUUUAAAGGUUGCGAUGUCACAUCCACUGGAUUCGUGGAUUUUGCGGCAAUAGCUGCGGCAAAUGGUGAUGAGGAUGCCUAUCCUGCCGUAUGUGAGCUGCUCACCGAUAGCACUGGCCAUUGGUGUCCGAUCCUCUCGCUAUCGACUACUGUGUCCGCUGCCGCCGGCGAGAGAGAGAGCAUCUUCGUCGACAUCGGCAUAAUAAGUCCAGAGGUGCGAAAUACCGGAGCAGGCAAUUUCACCCAAAGGAGGUGCACCUUGGAGCCAGCGAUCGGAGAGUACCAAGUCACCCUCCACGGUAACAGCACCGUGGAAACGAACGCUUUAAACCCAACCAUCCUGUCGCUGGCCAACAACACAGCCCGUGCAGAAAGCGGCCCCCUCGAAUACAUCAACUCCACGCUCGGCGGCAUCGCGACUCUGGCAGAUAUGCGAUACCACAGCGACGUCCUGAUCAAGAUCUGGAGCAACGCCACCUGGCUCAAUAGCCCAGGCCCCUUUGAGCAGAGCCUGAUAGAGAAUCCGGAAUUCUUUUACUCUAAUAUAGGCGAUGAAAAUCCUCGUAUCAUCAACGCGCCUGUGCUCCGCGAUCCGUGGGAUGAGGUCUUGGCGGGGCUUAAUGAGCUUAUGUUUCGCGCAGGUGUGCUUGCGGCGAGGGAUGUCGAUGAAAAGAUUUUGGCGGAGCUCAUUGAUCCAGGUCUUGCUUCGAGAUAUGAGCUCGACGGUACACGGGUAGAUGCUCAGCCAGUCUUCCACACACGCUGGGGCUACUUCUGGGGCGCUUCAGCCAUGCAAGUCGUAUGUGUCGCUUUGGUGACGAUCACGUACUGGAAGUACUGGACCCUUGGGCGAAACACAAGUCUCAGCCCGCUGGAACUCGCGAAGGCCUUUCAUGCUCCCCUACUGAAGGAAGCUGCUCCGAAUUCAUCGGCGAGAUGUCUGGCUGAGGAGAUGGGCGAUCGUAAGGUCAGGUAUGGACUUGUGCCUGUCGUUGGGCCAGGUGGUGAGGAUGAGAUGUCGGAUGGAAGACUUGUGUUUGAUGAUGCGGGUCGAGUGCGGCCGCUGAGGGAUGGAUGUUCGACGUUGUGA
Zasmidium cellare ATCC 36951 is the source of this 2232-nucleotide messenger RNA. RefSeq lists its product as uncharacterized. The record is from RefSeq and is a predicted model, not a curated record. Lineage: Eukaryota; Fungi; Ascomycota; Dothideomycetes; Mycosphaerellales; Mycosphaerellaceae. The coding region runs from base 1 to 2232 and encodes 743 amino acids. The transcript is spliced from 3 exons.